UCAGUCUCAAACACCAAAACCCAUACUCUUCGGACACUGCUAGCAAUUUCAUUGCGAACUCGAAUAACAUAGUAUAUCUCAAGGGCCGGACCUAUCGAUUGUUUCCCGUACAAAGCCUUCGCCCGCCUCCUCAUCAUGGCCGACGCUUCCUGCAGCGGCUCUACGCCGUUCAAGGGCCUCGUCGACCAUGGCGCUCAAGAUCGAAGCCUGCACCGAGAUCGGUUUUCCAGUGCUCCUAAUCCCCAGCAAGGAUUUCGAUCUACAACUCAAGCCUUUUCGGCGCCGGCUCAAGCAGGCUUUGGCGAAUUCCUUGACUCCAACGGAACUGGACAAGUCAGCCUCAACACUCCCCAAACCCACAGCUCGCCCAUAUCAAGCUUCCCUCAAGGACUACAAUCAUUCCACACAUCAGCGGCUCCUGACAGUCGGAUGUUUUCUCCCAGCCCCUUCCAAUCUGCGUCUCUGAUUCCGACAGCUUCCCGGCAAGAUGGGUCUAUUACAUCGUCACCGAGAGCAUCGAGCUGGGCGCAAGAUUUUGCAACUUUCUCUAGGGCGCCGCCAGGUUCUGGAAGUCACAUGACAGGUUUUCCUUCUUCGCAAUAUCGAGCGCCUCCAGCCGGACUGACGCAGAAUAUGAUGGGGUCGCAUUCAAGACCUUGGUUGUUCGGGCCUCAAGGCGGUUCUGCAGCCGGUAUAAAUCACGGAGUUACAAGCACCGAAGCUGAUUUUGAUCUUGAGAUGAAUCGGUGGAUGGCGGCCAAUGGUGACGGGCAGAUGGAGGAUCUGGACACCGUCAUGGAACAGCUUGCGCGGGAACUGGAGCAAGAUCAACAAACGGAAGACGCCACACAAUCAUCCAGGGGUACCAUCGGCGGCUUUGUGGAUACUGCCACAACCUCUACAUCAGAUGCUUCCGUGCAAGGUGAAGCCCAAAGGAUACAAGCAUUCGCUGUCACGGCUUCAACAACACAACAAGCAUCCGGCGCACCCUCGGUACUUGAGACUGAUGCCGUCAAUGUACCAACAAAAGCAAGUUUUUCGGACCACAUGCCCGACUUGGAACGCCUAGGCCUCAACGAAGCAGAUCAACCACCUGCAGAACACGGCCAGUCAACUUCGGAUAUUUCGGAGGCAGCGAGGCAGAUCCUCGACUCGGUUCAACAUGAACAAGGAGACAAAUGGAAAAAUUCUCGGUUCUUGUCACUCAUGAAGGACUUCAGGGAUGGGCAUAAAGACAUCAUCAACAACGAAAUUCUCGAAACUAGUGUUGGUGGCGAGCGAAUGGGUGGGGACUGACUUGGGACCUUGGGUGCUCUUAGGCACCACCUAGUCACCUCAGUCGCAUUGUCCAAGUGCCACCACCGCAAAGCUCUGACACAAGACCUGCUUCAUUGUGAAAAGGGGGUUACCGCGCAAAGACGACGUUCGACGCUGCUGUAUUUAUAUAUAAUAAUAAGGAUUGCUAGGCAGGCAUUCAUCAUAGAGCCGAAACGGUCGGUAAACAUUGUUGACACAGCAACAGACCAAGUGAUGUUCCAGCGAUCGCCAUGUGUGUAACACGACAAAGCGUUGUCGAAAGACUUGCAACACAGGCGAGGCCUUGAAAAGGCUGACUCAGAGAGGGAGAGCUGAAGGCCGGUUUGGGACGACGGCUAUUACCGACACGGCGAGGCCGGUAGUAUCAAUGUGUGCUACAUAUACAUCAUGUCAGAUUUGACAGCGUAGGUGUACUGAUGUGGUAGGGUGGGCAUCGUAAAUGCAGGAAGAACAAUUUA
Messenger RNA from Colletotrichum godetiae, 1775 nucleotides. RefSeq lists its product as uncharacterized. NCBI's taxonomy places the organism in Eukaryota, Fungi, Ascomycota, Sordariomycetes, Glomerellales, Glomerellaceae. The coding region runs from base 136 to 1296 and encodes 386 amino acids. The record is from RefSeq and is a predicted model, not a curated record. The transcript has 2 exons.